Molecule: messenger RNA, 1322 nt
Organism: Daktulosphaira vitifoliae (grape phylloxera)
Lineage: Eukaryota; Metazoa; Arthropoda; Insecta; Hemiptera; Phylloxeridae
Product: zinc finger CCHC domain-containing protein 17-like
Exons: 6
Coding region: 155-820 (221 amino acids)
Biological process (GO): RNA stabilization
Molecular function (GO): RNA binding; zinc ion binding
Source: RefSeq, a predicted model, not a curated record
GAAAUAGAUAGCAAAAUGUAAACAACGCUUAACAUAUUUAAAAUCAACAGUAUGCCAUAAUAUAAAUUUUAAGUAAUGAGAACGACUGAAAAAAAAUUAUUUACAAUCUAUCAAAUGUUUGAUACAAAAUCAAAUAUAUUUCAUAUUAGGUGAUAUGGAUCUAAGUAUAAAAGAUAUAUUUAUAGGGGAAAUAGUAUCUGUUCAAAAUUAUGGGGCAUUCAUUAGAAUACCAGGAAAUAAACAGCAAGGCUUGGUACAUCGUAGUCAAAUAUCUCGAGCUCCUGUUGAUGAUGCCACUGAAGUAUUGUCUAAAGGAGAUAAAGUAUGGGCUAAAGUUAUUGCUAUGGAUGAUGGAAAAAUUUCCUUAUCAAUGAAAUUAGUUGAUCAAGGUAGUGGACGCGAUUUAGACCCAAAUGGAGUUCAAAUGUUCCAAGAUGAGCAGAGAAGAAAAAUUCAGCCAAAUUCCAAAGGCAAACGAACUAUACAUUUAGAUGCUAUUUAUAAUACAAAAUGUGUAAAAUGUGGAACUGGUGGCCAUUUAGCAAAAGAUUGUUUUAAAAAUUCAUCUGGAAAAAUGUAUGAUCUUUUGCCUGAAGAAGAUGAAACUGAUAAUUUACAAAUUGCUCCUAUACCUCUUUCAAAUGUUGAAUUAGUUAAAAAAGAAACUGUGAAAAAAAAGAAAAAGAAAAAGAAAUCUAGUGCAUUAAAAAAGAAAAAAAAGAGGAAAAGACAUUCAUCUACUUCGUCUUCAAAUAGUUCAAAUUCAGAUGGUAGCAUUAAACAAAAGUCAAAGAAGUAUAAAAAAAAGAAACGCGAAUGAAGAUAAUCCAUAUUAGAAUGGUAAUAAAUUUCUUCAAUUUCAAGACAAAAACUGAAUUCUGUAUUAUAUUUAAUCUACAUCAACUGUAUAUUACUUACUGUAAUUUUAUAUUAAAUUUAAUUCAGGUAGAUUAAUAUUGUACAAAGAUUAAACAGUUUUCAAUAUUAUAGUAUAUUUUUUAAAGAAUAAAAUCUAAGUUGAAGAAAUUAUAUUUAUUAUGAAUUUGGAUCAUAAAAUUAUUGUUGUUUAAUGGCUCUAGUAGCAAAACAAACAUACAUUUGUUCAAAAGUAAUUGAAAGGACUUUAUUGACCUAUAUUAUAAUGAACUUAUUGCCUGUGGCAUAUUUUUAUAACUAAUUCUACCAUUAUACCUUCAGAUUUCAUUGAAGCACUGUUUUAAAUUGUUGAUUUAACUUAUAAAUGCAUAUGUACAUAUUUAAUUAGACUUAAAUGAUCUUAUUGUAACAUUUAUAAAUCAAUAAUAAAAAUAAUUUUAGUUGUA